AGCUCAGAUGGACAUUCAUUUAAUGGAUGACACAAGGCUUAAGUAUUGUCAGGCACUAAUGAAAUGUGUUAAGUCUUUUUAUACACAGGUGAAAGACGCACUACCCAAGGAUCCUGUGCAGCCCUGCCACUCACUGGAACCAGGAGACUGGGUCUACAUAAAGGUCCAUCAGCGAAAGACUGCCCUGGCUCCACGCUGGAAGGGCCCUUUCCAAGUCCUGUUAACCACCAACACCGCUGUGAAGGGCCAAGGACUGCCUGCCUGGACCCAUGCUUCGCACUGCAAAAAGACCCCUCCACCUGGAGAGGAUUCUUCAGCUGAUGAUCAGCCUAUUUCUCCUGCUAGCUCUGCUGUGCCUCCUGGACAGCAGGGAAAGAGGACAAGGUGAAGUGCUAGUAACCUCUCCCUUGUCCACUGACAGAUCUACAACGCCUUUGAAUUCUUUUACAGGAAUCACACCAGUACAGGGUGAAGUGCUAGUAACCUCUCCCCUGCACUAUGGUGAAUCACAACUGCUUUUGAAGAGGAAAAGAAGAAACACUCGCUCUGCUGAAACCACCAAAGUCCAGAAAUUCCUGACUACAAAAGACAAUAAGAACUGGCCCUGGUGGAAGAAACGGAGCAUUGUUUAUUGGCAAGGAGGGAACUGUGGGGACCGUUCCUGGGAAUGCGGGGUCCAGUGGUGGGGUGGAUUUUUUCCAGGAUCAGGGCUUUGUGCUUAUGGACAGGUACCUUCAGGAUGCACUGCCCUCCCUAAUUGGCUUUCAGAUGAUGAAUAUCAAAAACGCCUUGCCACUACAAAAACUACACCCACCACUAGUCCCUUGACCCUUGCCACCACCACUGUAACUUAUCCAGAUACAAACAGUACUAUACAUUCCAAUGAAACUCAUUGGCCAAGGCUUUCACACCUCAGUGAUUUACUGAAAUUUUGUUCAGAGAAAUUAUUCUUUAAAGUUCAGGAUAAUGUAUAUGAGCAAACAAUUGAAUGGAAAACAAAUGGAUCAGUAGAAAUAAAAGUACAUGAUAUCACUACUAGUGAACCCCAAGAAUUAAUAACUGCAAUUGAUGGGUUCUAUAGUGAAGUAGAUAUGAUGGUUGUUCCUGGAAUUUGUACUGUGUUAAAUAAGAAAGGCCCUUAUUGUUAUUUGGUCACCCAACUAGUGAAUAAUCAAACAAAUACCCAAAGAGUUUGUUCUGCCACUGGAAAUUUUACCUGCAUAGAAAUUAUUCCGGUGACUAAUAAUGUGACUUGUACCUUAUUGCAAUACACUCCCUCUUAUACCAUUAAUGUUAAUGCCUCCCGGAAAUACAUAAAGGUAUUUGACCAACAGAUGUGGUAUAGCACUACACCAAAGAGAGAUGUAGUAAGAUAUCGGUGGACUGUGAUUAACACUACACUAGGGACGGUUAAAUUUUCAUUGCCUUUAUCCAGUUUCCAGAUUACCUCUACAUACCCAAACUGCUCACAGGGGGCUGCCAUUAGAUUAGCACAACAGAGGGCUUGGGUUAUUUCUUCUAGAUAGAAGAGAGACUUGACCGGAUCCCUGUGAGAUGGGGCCAAUAGUGCAGCAGCAGUUUGGAAUAUUUUUAA
Trachemys scripta elegans is the source of this 1594-nucleotide messenger RNA. RefSeq lists its product as uncharacterized. NCBI's taxonomy places the organism in Eukaryota, Metazoa, Chordata, Testudines, Emydidae. Bases 270 to 1526 code for a protein of 418 amino acids. The record is from RefSeq and is a predicted model, not a curated record. The transcript is spliced from 2 exons.